AACGUGAAGUUGACGGUUGUUGGUUGCUGUUCUGACAAACCAAAGCACCAAACGUAACAAAAACCGAUCAUCAUAAAAUAUGGCCCCCAUUGUGCGCGCGGGCGGGGAUUUCAAAGCCUCCCUUCCUUUCAUCAAAAAAGAAGAAAACAAAACAAAUACGGAGUAAAUAAAAGAAAACAAUUUUAUGUAUAAAAUCAGUUCUACAUACAACCCCAUCGCGUUUUGAUUGAAAUGUGGAGCUCUUUCUGGAGAUCAGUCGAUCGCUUCUCUCUUCAGCACUUCAAAUGCAUAGUUAAUGAAUUGCGAGAAAUCAAGCUUGUGGAUUAUAAAAACAGGGAUCCACUAGUUGACCUGUUACAAUCUAUUGUAGAGAUUGUUACUUAUGGUGACAGUCAUGAUCCCUUGAUAUUUGAGUGUUUCAUGGAAUAUCAAGUUUUAGCUGAGUUUCUUCGUUUACUAAAGAUUAGUGGAGAUUCAAGCAUUGAGGCACCCCUACUUCAAUAUUUGAGCAUAAUGAUUCAGAACAUACAAACUGAACAUGCAAUCUACUACUGUUUGAGUAAUGACUAUAUCAACAACAUUAUUACUCAUUGCUAUGAGUUCUCUGAUGGAGAUCUAGCUUAUUAUUAUGUAUCUUUGUUAAGAGUUAUGAGCGGGAAAAUAACCAGGGAGACACUUUGCCUUUUGGUAAAGGCCCACCAGCAGAAUUGCAGAACCUCACAUUUAGAGACAGUGAUCUCAUUUCCAUUGUAUACGGAGGCUCUUAAAUUUGCUCAUCAUGAGGAAAAGAUGAUUCAGACAGCCAUUCGUACUGUGACUCUGAACAUAUAUAACGUUUGUGAUGAUAUGGUCUAUCAGUUUAUAACAACACCUCCAGUUUCAGAUUACUUUUCUGACUUGGUCCUUUAUUUAAGAAAGAGAUGCUUCCACCUGGAUAAAAUAGUCCAUGAUAAAAAGGAGGCUUGGAAUUUUGAAAGAAGUAAACUUGUUCUAGAAAGUGAUGAAAUCACAAAUGAUCUCUACUACUUCCAGGACAUGCUUAGCGUUGGGGAGCCUCGUUUGAGCAAAAUUGUCACCCAGAAUAUUUUCAGCUUAUUGGUCUUUCCCACACUGCUUCCAUCAUUGUACUUAAGAGAUACUAAUGAUAUGAACAAGUGUAUAUCUGCAACCACUUCCCUCUAUCUACUUUCUCAGAUUAUUCAAAUUCUCAAGGGAACAAAUAUUAUUCAUUUUAUUUGUGCUUUGUUCCUAUACAUCCCCAUCUUUUCAAGCAUGAAAGAAUCUAUGGAGUCAGUUGCAGCCGAUACUACCAAUCAAACCCAUGUUUUUGAGAGAUAUGUAUCUGAAUUGGAUCAAACGGUGCAACUUCAGUGUGACGGCGCUAAUGAUAUCCGGAGGAAUCUCAUGCUUAAGCAGCUAUUAGAAUGCAUGUCAUCUAACUCUGGUUUUAUAAGCUUUUCCCCUGGGAAUAUGCUGCAGAAAAGUGAUGAAAUAAUCCACAAUGUUUGCUCUAAUAGCCACUGUCUAAUGCUGGCAUCUCUCAUGUUACUGGUAGGAUUGCUUGAAAGUAAAGAUAUUGAUCCCGAGCUUGCUGCAAUCACAGCAAUUCCUGAAAUAAAAAGCAGGAUUAGGAAGAUGUUAUUAGAGAUUUUAGCUAGCAGAACAUCCGUGCAAUUACAAUUGGAGGCAGCUUGGGUCUUACGGAGGCUGCUGUUAGUUUCUGUUGAUAAGAAUCUGGAAGAUAAUGAGCUCCAACUCUUCAAGACAUCAUGUGAGCUGUCCACUGAACAUCUUAAGAAGGAACUUGAUGAAUGCUGGUUUGACUAUAUUCAAGAUACUUUAAAAAAUGAAUGGACUAGCUGCAAAAAAGCCCUUGAGCAACCAUUGCAGUCCAAGGAUCCAUUUUUUGUGCUAGAGCUUUCUUUCGGCCAAAACACUACAAGCAUAUGUCCGACUUCUGCUCUUGCUUGGCAACACAUGGUUGAUGCAGUCAAGGGUUUUAUCAUCCAUCAUCAGCUGAAGUCAUAUAUUUUUAGUGGAUAUUCAUUUGAUAAUGCACUAGCAAACUUGAAAGACAGCUUUUCAAGAGAAACAAAUGGUUCAGACCUUUCACGUGGAAGCUUUGGGUCGGAGCUAUCUUUGGGUUCUGCAAUCCCCUGUAAAAUUGCUUUUUCCAAAACUGGGACAAGGGAUGUAUACAUGAUGCCCUUGGCAACUGGGAAAUCUGGAAAGUUGAUUCUUUUGGAGCCACACCCCUUGUACUCCAGAAAAGGGGUUGUGAUAGCUAUUGCCCCAUUGGCUGGGCUAAAUCUGAGUAUAGUUGAGAACCAACCAACUUGGUUGCUCCUUCGUCUCAGAGACACCAAACCAAGGUUCAGUUCAAUCCAAACUAGAGGCCAUGACUCAAGUCCUUGCAUUCGUGAGCCCGGGAACAGAUGGAUACUACGGUUUCCAGAUGCUCAGGUUUGCAAUACUGCUUACGCGAUGGUACUCAAGGAAAUAAACAAGCAGAGGUCUGUCGUGGAGGGAAUGCUAACUACAUUUCUUCAGAACAUCCCUUCAUAAUCCAUUGAAUGCUACAAAAAAAACUAGUAGAGUUUUCCCCUUUUGUAGCCAUUCCAUUGGAUUUUCAGUGUGAUAGAUUUCCUUUCAGUGUAUCUCGCUAAAUAUACAACAGCUAGUAAUGUUCAUAUCUCUCUCAUGUUUAUGCAGAAAAGGUAUCUGAUAAAACAUUCAAGCACUAAUGACUGACUUUGAGACUCUUGUAGUUAGUAUAUAGUUGAUUGUAUACAAUUACAUUGUGACCCUUCUUUUUUUUGGAUGACGAGGGAAAUCCCACAACCCUUUUCGAGUGUGAAUAAA
Molecule: messenger RNA, 2862 nt
Organism: Ipomoea triloba (trilobed morning glory)
Lineage: Eukaryota; Viridiplantae; Streptophyta; Magnoliopsida; Solanales; Convolvulaceae
Product: protein TRANSPARENT TESTA 9-like
Exons: 19
Coding region: 232-2565 (777 amino acids)
Biological process (GO): endosome to lysosome transport; endosomal transport; regulation of autophagosome maturation
Cellular component (GO): late endosome; endolysosome membrane
Source: RefSeq, a predicted model, not a curated record